Molecule: messenger RNA, 1077 nt
Organism: Musca domestica (house fly)
Lineage: Eukaryota; Metazoa; Arthropoda; Insecta; Diptera; Muscidae
Exons: 3
Coding region: 1-1077 (358 amino acids)
Source: RefSeq, a predicted model, not a curated record
AUGUCUUUGACACAUAAUUAUCAAAAAUUUCAAUUCCAAUCGGAUCAAGGCAGUGACAACAUAGAUGGCAUGGAAAAGGCACACAAUAAGUUGACCAAAAAACAAUUGGCGGCGACUGAUGUAAAGAACUCAAACCACGAUAGCAAAGCAACAACAACAACAUCUAAAUCAGUUAUGGCCUCAAAGAAAAAACUCAAUGAAUGGAAAAACCUGCAACAACAAAUGUCACACGAUUCAACAACAAGAACACUACCACCUCAAGGAACACAGGACGCAUCAGCAGCAGCAGCAGAUACGCACAAUAAUACCAUCUACAAUGAUGAUGGUCGUGAUGAUGCCAAGAAGCAAACACCCGCCUCAAUAGAAUAUCUAACCCACAAUGCUAUGGACAAUUGUUUCGGCAAUGCCGAUGGAAGUUGUUCCUCCACCAAAUUGGGAGCCAACAACUAUGAGGCAGCAACAAUUGUCAAUAUUGAUAUAUUCGAUGAUCAGCUGAGUACGAGUAGCCUUAGCAACACCAGUCGUUUUUCGUGUGAAAAUGCACCAUUGGCUACCACAACACCACCGAUUAGUUUAAAUGGUGUUAUCGAUACAAAUUUAAUGCAUUUCUCUCAUAGUGUGGGAUCAACGGCAUCUGCGGGAAAGUCGGGUAGUGUGGAAAAGAAGGAAAACAGCGAGGAGGAGGAACACAAUAAUCCGACAACAAAUUCCUCUUCCAGUUUAUCCUCAAAACCCUACCGUGGUCGUCGACAUCGCAACACCGAAAACGAUUAUGAGGACGAUGAUUAUGAUGGCAACAGCAGCAGUAAUGGCAGCGCCGGAUCCUUAAAUAUAUUCAAUAAUAAUAAUCAUCAUCAUCAUAAUCCUCAUCACCAGUCGCCAGUGAUGUCGCAGCAGCCGCCUCAACAGCAGCAGCGUCACCCUCAUCAGCAAAUGCAUCUGGCAACAGUGGCAGCAACGCCUGAUCAGCAACACCCGCAGUUGCCAUCCCAUUCGUCAACGCACGAGCGAAAGAAUGGCGAAUUGACUGGCAGUAAUAAUCCGAUUAAUAGUUUUAAUAUUCUCAAUAAUAAGUGA